CUUAAGACACUCCGGGAGAGUAGCGCGCACCCUCCCAUUUUGGGCUCGCGCCGCUGCCGUUAAGGCGGGAACCGGCGUUAUCUCCACUCCAGCGCAAGCCACACCAACCACCGUGCGCGUGGGUCCGCAGGCUCGCGCUGGCGGCCUGCGAGAGCUCGCGCCGAGCCCGGACACUGCGCCUGCGCCGCGGCGGAGACUCGUCUCUACCGGGUCCGCUCCCCUCCGACACCUCGGCAACGCUGACUUCUCACCCCUUUGAGCCGCUUGACCAGGGCACUCUUCUGCCCGCUCUUGGCUAGGCCUCGCUGCUCCAGUGCGGCCUUCAGGUCGGUCACCCGCAGAGCCUGAAGAGGCUUCCCGUCCAGAGUCACCUCCUCCAGCUCCGCCAUCUUGCGUGAGGUACUCGGGUCCGUCCCGACGGCUUCGGGCAUCUUCGGAUGCCACUGGAAUCACCUUCCUCGUCAAUGCCACCAUCCUGCCCUUCCCUGUUCCCUUCAGUGCCAGAUGACACUGCCAGCUCCUCCCCACCUCCAGUGUCUUACAUCACCUCCCAGGAGAUGAAGUGUAUUCUCCACUGGUUUGCCGGCUGGUCAGGUCCCCAGCGGGAACGUUUCCUACAAGACCUGGUUGCUAAGGCGGUGCCUGGGAAGCUCCAGCCGCUGCUGGAUGGUCUGGGGCAGCUCAGUGUGUCUGGGACUAGCCGACCACCUUGCAUCUUUGAGUGUCAGCUACGUCUUUGGGAUCAGUGGUUUCGAGGUUGGGCCGAGCAGGAGCGCAAUGAAUUCGUCAGACAGCUGGAGGUCAGUGAACCAGACUUCGUGGCAAAGUUUUACCAAGCAGUGGCUGCCACUGCUGGGAAAGACUGAUAGGCAUUUAGAUGGAGAAGAUAACUACAUGUGAUCUAGCCAAAGACCAUGACUGUAGAGAAGAUUCGGUGCAGCUGCUGGGGUAGUGGUGUGCCUUUUCUCCCAGCACCUGGAGGCAGAGGCAGCCUGGUCUACAUAUCAAGUUCCAGGCCAGUCAGUGCUACAAAAUGAGACCCUACCUUAGGGGAGAAAAUUGCUUGAACUUUGUGAUGAGUGCCAGCACUGUUUUUAACUUUGUAAUAUGUCACCUGAACGCUGUGAAUGUGAUCCGUUUAAACAAAUCUGAUUAUGUCAGGCACCUGCUUUAUUUACAGGAGAUGUCUAAAUCUCAAGAAUUUAAUGACUUGUUACUGUAACUAAAAAGAACUUAUGUCUCAUCGCCAGGCAGUGGUGGUGUACUCCUUUAAUCCUAGCACUUGGGAGGUAGA
Molecule: messenger RNA, 1294 nt
Organism: Onychomys torridus (southern grasshopper mouse)
Lineage: Eukaryota; Metazoa; Chordata; Mammalia; Rodentia; Cricetidae
Gene: C9H14orf119
Product: chromosome 9 C14orf119 homolog
Exons: 2
Coding region: 438-866 (142 amino acids)
Source: RefSeq, a predicted model, not a curated record